Messenger RNA from Eurypyga helias (sunbittern), 889 nucleotides. Its product is annotated as YTH domain-containing family protein 2-like. NCBI's taxonomy places the organism in Eukaryota, Metazoa, Chordata, Aves, Eurypygiformes, Eurypygidae. The annotation marks the transcript as partial. The transcript is spliced from 2 exons. The record is from RefSeq and is a predicted model, not a curated record.
AAACGGAUCCGUGCAUCAGAAGGAUGCGUUAAACGACGAUGACUUUGAACCCUACUUGAGCCCCCAGGCCCGGCCGAAUAAUGCAUACACUGCAAUGUCCGAUUCCUACUUACCAAACUACUACAGCCCCUCCAUUGGAUUCUCCUACUCCUUAGGCGAAGCCGCCUGGUCUACGGGGGGUGACCCACCCAUGCCCUACCUAACCUCCUACGGACAGCUGAGCAACGGGGAGCCUCACUUUCUCCCAGACGCCAUGUUCGGGCAGCCGGGGGCCCUUGGCAGCACUCCGUUUCUGGGGCAGCACGGCUUUAACUUCUUUCCAAGUGGGAUUGACUUUUCGGCUUGGGGGAAUAACAGUUCUCAGGGACAAUCCACUCAAAGCUCCGGCUACAGCAGCAAUUACGCCUACGCCCCGAGCUCGCUGGGGGGAGCCAUGAUUGACGGGCAGUCGGCCUUCGCUAACGAGACGCUGAACAAGGCUCCUGGCAUGAACACCAUCGACCAAGGGAUGGCAGCUCUGAAGCUGGGCAGCACAGACGUCGCAAGCAGCGUCCCAAAAGUCGUCGGUUCGGCUGUCGGGAGCGGAUCCAUUACCAGUAAUAUCGUGGCAUCGAACAGUUUGCCGCCUGCUACUAUCGCUCCUCCGAAGCCAACCUCCUGGGCUGACAUCGCUAGCAAACCGGCUAAGCAGCAGCCCAAGCUGAAGACCAAGAAUGGCAUUGCAGGUUCAAGUCUUCCACCGCCUCCCAUAAAACAUAACAUGGAUAUUGGAACUUGGGAUAACAAAGGGCCAGUGCCAAAAGCCCCGUCGCAGGCCUUAGUUCAGAAUAUUGGUCAGCAGCCGGCCCAGGUGUCCCCUCAGCCCGUGGGUCAGCAGAUCAAUAACAGC